AUGAAAUAAAAAAUAUUUGAAAUACUUUUAUCAGAACUCUUGUUGCUUGCAGUUGUAACUGGUUUGAGAUUAAAUAGUAAUCAAACAAUACUAGUACUAACCUGUUUGAAUGUAUUCUUAACCAUAGUUAUUGGGUUUGUAAGAAUCUACAAUCUCUUUUUGAACAGAGAAUUAACUAGAUGCUUUACUUUAUUACUCUGUUUACGUUUGACCCUAAUCGUUAUUCAAGAUUCUGUCUCUAACAAACAGUUGUUCUUGGUUCUCAUUAACCAUUUGGAAAUGCAAUAUGAAAUUAAGGUUGCUCUUCUUGUGAAUUAUGGGCUAUCAAGUAUUUUGAAUGAUGUUUAGAAUUUAAUCCAAACUCCACAGAAUGUGAUCUACUAUGUAUACUGGUUCCUUGUGUUGUUGCAAUUGAAAAUUAAGUUUUUCAAUGUCAAGGAACCAAAACCUUAAACUAUCUCUAAAUCCUUGAAGCAAAUACCAGAUGCCCCUCCCACUUUUUAAGCCAAGUCUCAAGAGAUGAUUAAGCAAUUGGAUGAACAAUCCAAAGUAUUGUCCUCAUCGGAAAUCAAGCCCUUAUAAUUGAACAGUAAUAAUCUCAAUGAGGAUGACAUUAUCAUGACAAAUAUGUCGUGGCUCUCAAAUCAAUCAGUGUUGAUCUACAACGGCGACUUAAGUAUCAUCUAUCAAACGUUUUAUUUGGGCAAGUUGUAAAAGAACGUCGGAGAUAAACUAGACUGUGAAUUGCUGUUUUUAGAUUCCAUUAUUAUUAUUGGAUGCAAGGAAAUUAAUGAAUUGCUAGGCCAGUCUGGAUACAGUGAUUCCAUCUUUAGCGAUGGCUCAUUUCUUUGCAACAAUAUUAAUGAAGUCCACAAAUGUAAAAUCAAAGGCUAAUUCACCAUUAGAGAAUUGAUUACAUGUUUGUUCAAAGACUUUGAAAAAUGGCGAUUCUUCACUUUAACAAUCUUUAAAGUGAAGAAUGACUUCUUAGACUUAGAUGGUAUUCAAAUCAAACUCUUCAUAACUAACAUCGAUGGACACAAAUUCAUACUCUUCAAUCUUGAAUAAGCUCCUGUCUUACCCAAAACCAAUAAUUCAGACUCCAACUCAUUCCUAUAGAACAUUUACACCACCUAUUCCCAUGAAUCCAUCAAUUAUGUCAAUUGCAUAAUGACCUUCAUUCUACUGCUCACUCAUCAUAAUGAUUCUCAAAUGAGUGAAGGUAGCAAUAAAACAACCAUGUCUUAAAGCAAAAAAGAAAAAGAAGAAUAUGUUGCCAACUCUUUAUUGACUAUGAGGUACCACACACAGAGAUACACAUUAUUUCUUUAUUCAAUGAGGGAUCACAUCUUCUAUUUCUAAAAUGAAUUAUUUUUUAAGAUGAAUGCAAUUAGAAUUGAAGACUUGUUAGAUGAUUUACUCUAAACUUUUGAUCCCUUAUUAAAAUUGAAGCAAAUCAAAUUAACUACAAGUAUAGAAUUAUAAGAAGGAAAUACAAUCAUUUUUAGUGAUCAAGAUAGAAUUAAACAAAUCAUCUCAUGUUUAUUACAUUAUUGCUUAUAAUCAUCAACCAAGAGUUCAAUCAAAUUUGAUAUUAAGAGUUACACACUCUAAGGAAUUAUGAUCACAAUUAAAGAUACCAAAGCUGAUUUUGAUGAAACUGCCAAACAAAAGAUUAUAAAUUUAACAAAAUUAGUUAAUUAGUAAUUAAAGAGUCAAAAAUCUGCAAAUGAAUUAGACCUAUCAAACCCAUUAGAAUUGUAAAUGUGCAUAAUACUCUGCUGGCAAUUAUCUGGAUCCUUUAAAAGAGGACUAGAAUUUCUAAUUGACAGCCAAGGGUUUUGUACAUUCACUUUUGUGAUUGAGUCUCAAAAUACCUAAAUGAGAUAUCAAAACUCUGACACUGGACCUAUAAAAGUAUUAGGCAAGAAGAAAUAUUUUGAAACUUCAUUGUCCCUUCUUCUGUAAGACAAUAUUAAUCAAGGAGGUGCAGGAGGAGAAUCAAGACUCUUAUCAUUUACCUAAUUGUCCAAAUAGUUCUCAAUAAAACCUACAGACCCCAUAGAUCUACAAAGUGCCUACUUUUCACAACUCUCAAAAAUAAGACAAGAGACUUCGAAUUCCAGGGUAUUUCCCAACAGUGGCACCAUACACAAAUAAUCCAGAGAACAAAGUGGGAGUUUUUCUGGAACUUACAAAUAAGGAAUCCAAUAGGAUAGCAUCCAAUAGAUUACAAAACUUUUGAAUAGGAAUAACUUAAGUGUUGCAGGCAAGAUAGAUUCUCCAGAUGAAUCACAAAGAACUUUCACUGCAAUUGAUUUUGGUGCAGCUGAAUAAACCAUCAAUUAAAUAUCUUUACCCGAAUUUAACCCUAAAUUACUCACUUAAGUCAUUAAAUAUCGACUUAGGAAUAAUUGUUGUUCCAAAGUUUUGAUACUGGAUAAUGACAGUUUUUAGAUUAUAGUUUUGGAAAAGGUACUGUAGAAAUACGAUAUCAAAUGUGAUUAUGGAUUUACAGGUUCAGAGGGAUUAGACAGCAUCGAAAUGAAGCGAGGUCGCCCAUGUCAUUGUGGAAAUCGCUACUACUUACUGUACUUCAUUGACAUUAACCUUCCUGGAUUGAGUGGUAUUGAAUUUGUCUAACGUAUUAAGAAAAAUAUGCAGCAAGGGAAUUUGGAUAAGGGAUUUGCCAUAGCUACAGCUACAGUUGCAGGCUUAAAUUCUAAAUUGGAUUGUUUUCGAAAUGGAAUGGAUUACUUUAUAUCAAAACCUUUUGAUUUGAUAGAGAUAAGUGCGGCUGUCUAAUAUCUUGAUUUUUGA
Molecule: messenger RNA, 2820 nt
Organism: Paramecium tetraurelia
Lineage: Eukaryota; Ciliophora; Oligohymenophorea; Peniculida; Parameciidae
Exons: 8
Biological process (GO): phosphorelay signal transduction system
Source: RefSeq, a predicted model, not a curated record